Perca fluviatilis (European perch) is the source of this 2451-nucleotide messenger RNA. RefSeq names its product FH1/FH2 domain-containing protein 1. The coding region runs from base 550 to 2277 and encodes 575 amino acids. Gene Ontology annotation, molecular function: actin filament binding. The record is from RefSeq and is a predicted model, not a curated record. The transcript is spliced from 9 exons. Lineage: Eukaryota; Metazoa; Chordata; Actinopteri; Perciformes; Percidae. Gene Ontology annotation, cellular component: cytoskeleton; cytoplasm. Gene Ontology annotation, biological process: cortical actin cytoskeleton organization; actin filament network formation.
AGGGAUAGCUGCAGAAGCACAUCAUUUGGAUAUUCUGGAAGCGCUUCAGAAAGGCGUUCCUUGGAUUUUCUCAUCAGAAUUGGAUGCAGGACUAAACACAGCCUGUCAGAACUCACUUGAAUUCUUAUGUCUUUGACUGAGGUCACAGUGGACAUUUGGAUCAAAGCUUCAGACUUGGCUAGUCAUUUUUAGAUUUGAUGGACAAACACCGCACCCGAGGCAAUUGCAGGUUACGGUGCUGUGAGAACACCCAAAGGUGGUUCGAAGAUUGGGAUUUGGUUGUGUGAGUUAUGCGCUUCUGUGGUCGACAUGUGAGGUUGAGCAUCACAGACAUUCAGAUUCAUUUCAUACACAGUGUCUGAGGGGUUUGCAGACUGCACAGUGAGAAGAGACAAGGAAGGGAUCAAGUUUGGCUGCUGUGUGGAACAUAAGGACAAAGCAAAUGCACUAAAUCUGGUCCAAACCAAAAAGCGUUUUUAUCUAAUAUGAGGAAGGAGCGUGCUUUUUUCCAAACACAGAGCAGAAAUUAUAACCUGGUUUGUUAAGGUAAUGCUACUAAAUAUCAACAGAACCUUUUUUUCAGUCAGCUCUGAAAGACCAAUGAAGGAAUCGGACCAAACCAAGGAUAACCCCCUGACUUGGGAUGUUGACCAAUCCUGGAAUUCAUUCCUAAAACCUGCUGCACGUCUUUGCCUCAGCACCUUGGAUUUCUCAGACCUGUGGGACGAGGAAGACAGUACAGAGGACGAGGGAUCUCAUUCAACCAAUGAAUCAUCGCCGUGUCUCCGAGCCCCUCCGGCCCCCCCUCCUCUUCCUCCCCCUCCUCCGCUUCCAUCACCUUUGCCCUCUGCCUCCCAUAAAGGUGCAGCCAUCAAAUGCCGCACCUUGAAGCUCCACUGGAGGGAACUGCAGAAUUUAGCUCCCCUUCCCAGGAUGACCCGCUUCGGGACUCAAACUAUUUGGGCCGGACUUGAGCCAGUCCAUUUGGACACAAACCGACUGGAGUACCUGUUUGAAUCUAAAGGCAGUAGCACAAGUUUUAAUGUGGCUUCUGGGAGGCAGAAGCAGCCGUCAGUCUCAGUGUUGUGUAUGAAGCGGAGUAACAUCAUAACCAUUGCCCUGAGCAGCCUGCCCCCUCCCCGCCUCCUCCCCCCUGCUAUCUACAGCAUGGACAGCAGUGUGCUGGACAGAGAGGACGUUCAGCGGCUUAAAGCACUGCUCCCAACAGAAGAGGAACUGGGUCUGAUCAAGGAGGCCAAGGCCCAGAACCCCCACUCCCCUCUGGCCCCAGCCGAGCUCUGCCUGCUCACGCUGGGGGAAAUCCCACAUCUGAACUCCAGGCUUCAGCUUUGGGCCUUUGCUCUGGACUACGACUCCUUAGAAAGGGAAAUUGCCGAACCUCUCUUCCACCUGAAGUUGGCCAUGGAACAGCUCGCAGCCAGCCAGACCUUUAGAUGUAUUCUCGCAACGGUGUUAGCGAUCGGUAACUUUCUCAAUGGAUGUAAGGCCCGUGGCUUUGAGCUCAGCUACCUGGGGAAGCUGUCCCAGGUGAGGGAUACACACACUCGCCAGCCCCUGCUGCACCAUGUCUGUGUGCUGCUGCUGCAGCUCUACCCACAAUCCUCUGACCUCUACUCUGACAUCACUGCUGUUACUAAAGCUGGCAAGUUCGACUACUCCCUAGUCCAGUCCAACCUUACCCAGCUAGAGGCCCUGUGCAAAGCAUCAUGGGAGCAGCUAAAGCUUUUAGACAAGGCAGAGGAGAAGAGGAGAGGAGGAAAGGUGGAGAAGAGGAGAGGAGGAAAUGAGGCUUUGGCCCUGGAGGGCUCGCUUCGUCACCAGCUGCCACAGAUUUUAAAAGAAUGCGAGGAACGGCUGAAAGUCCUGAGAGCCGUCCAUCGUCGGGUUAUAAACAGGUUCCACUCUUUCCUCUUGUUCCUGGGCUACUCCCAAGCUAUGGUGAGAGACACCAAAGUGGAAGACUUCUGUAAAACCAUCAGCAACUUUUCUUUGGAGUACAGGACCACACGGCAGGCCAUCGUCCUGCAGAGAGAGAGGGAACGACAGAAAAGUGGAGCAGAAAGCCCAGGUCCUAACACGCCCGUAGGCAGGAGGAAACGUCAACAAACUUCAACACAGGAAAAUGAGGAGCAGUGUAGGCUGGAGGAAGUUCUGAGAACACCUGAGUCCAUCUCAAGACUGGAUGUCACUCUGCCACAAAACCGCAGGAGGAUGGCUGACAUCCAAGGUCCAAUCUCACGGAAAAUGAAGUGGUGACCCUGCUGAUAUACUUUGAAAAGCCAUUCACCCACUGGUGUGAUUGAACAAAAUUGUUUGUAAUUGUUAUUUAUGACAUUGUUGAUAAAAGUGACAUUUUUGCAGCACAAUGUUGUUUCGCAGUAAGAAAAUGGACAGAUGCAUGAGAUUUCACAUGCCAUUCAAUUUUUAUUA